This is a messenger RNA of Cavenderia fasciculata, 1044 nucleotides long. RefSeq lists its product as uncharacterized. The record is from RefSeq and is a predicted model, not a curated record. The coding region runs from base 1 to 1044 and encodes 347 amino acids. Gene Ontology annotation, molecular function: dioxygenase activity. Lineage: Eukaryota; Evosea; Eumycetozoa; Acytosteliales; Cavenderiaceae. The transcript is spliced from 2 exons.
AUGUUACCAAUAAUUGAUAUAGGAUCAUUAGAUCCUACACUAAAUGAUAAAGAAGGAUGGUUAAGAGUAGCAAAAGAGAUUGAUCAAGCAUGUAGAACAAAUCAUUUUAUAACAGAGAAAAGAUUUAAAGAGUUUAUGAAUGCAACAAAGCAAUUUUUUGAACUCUCUACAGAAGAAAAGAUGAAGAUUUAUAUUGGCAAUAGUAAGAAUCAUAAAGGUUAUGUAGAGAUGCAAAGUGAACAUUUGGAUCCUACUAAAAAAGUAGAUUACAAGGAAGCAUUGGAUAUGGGUUUAAAUUAUAAAAUGGCUGACCCAAAUAACCCAACCAAUACAUUAAAUGGUCCAAAUCAAUAUCCACAAUCACUUGGUCAAGAAUGGGUAGAUGUAAUAGAAUCGUAUGCAAAGGAUGUAUUGGAAAAGGUUGCAAAAAGGUUAAUGCAAACAAUGGCAUACAAUUUAGGUGCACCAUUGGAUUAUUUUGACAAAUUGUUUAAUGAAAGAAAUGUUAGUACUCUAAGAAUUAUUCAUUAUCCUCCAAGAUUGGCAGAGGAAAAUGAAGAUGAAAUUGCUAAACUCGAUCCCUCGGAACAAUAUGAAAAGAUGGAUACAGUUGGAUGUGGAACUCAUACAGAUUAUGGUUGUAUUACACUUUUAUAUCAAGAUGAAAUUGGUGGAUUACAAGUUAGAAAUACUGAUGGUAAUUGGAUUGAAGCAACUCCCAUACCAAAUACUUUUGUUGUCAAUAUUGGUGAUAUGAUGAUGAGAUGGUCAAAUGAUCUUUACAAAAGUACACCUCACAGAGUCAUUAGUCAUGGAAACAAGGAUCGUUAUUCCUCACCCUAUUUUUUUGAACCAUAUGGUGAUGCCAUUGUAGCUUGUCUACCAUCAUGUCAUUCAGAUUCAAAUCCAAUCAAAUAUCCUCCAAUCACUUGUAAUGAUUAUUUAUCAAUGAAAUUUGAUCAAACUCAUGGUUAUAGACAACAUCAAAUUGAUUUGGAAAAGUUGAAUAAUAAUAAUAAUCAACCAGAGCAAUUAAAACAAUAA